Messenger RNA from Rhodamnia argentea, 3466 nucleotides. RefSeq names its product MDIS1-interacting receptor like kinase 2-like. Gene Ontology annotation, biological process: protein phosphorylation. The record is from RefSeq and is a predicted model, not a curated record. The transcript has 2 exons. Gene Ontology annotation, molecular function: ATP binding; protein kinase activity; protein binding. The coding region runs from base 83 to 3274 and encodes 1063 amino acids. Lineage: Eukaryota; Viridiplantae; Streptophyta; Magnoliopsida; Myrtales; Myrtaceae.
GUCGACAUCUGAAAUUGAAGAUCUUUGAAAAUUGGCCUUCUGUGAAUGGACUAAGAACAGAAAGGGAGUAACUAAGCUUUAUAUGUAUGCCUCAUGGUUGAUUAUCAACCUCCAAAAAAAAGCAAAAGAAAUCAUGGGUUCACCAAAAUUUGAGACGCCAGUUCAUCUUCUAGCCUCCUUUGCCCUUUUCACAGUGCUUGUAGUUAUCAUUCCACAAGGUGCAGUUCCUGCUUAUGCCUCCACACUGGAAGCACAAGCCCUUCUCAAAUGGAAAUCCAGCCUUCAAAACCAAAACCAAUCCACCUCUUCUCUAUCUUCAUGGACUCUCCCUCCUCAAAACGCUACCGGCUCCAACGCGACGGCAGCGAGCCCGUGCGGUUGGUACGGCAUCGCAUGUAACCUGGCCAGGAGCGUGAUUGGAAUCAACCUCACCAGUUCGAACAUCAGAGGUACGCUCGAUGAGUUCCCGUUCUCCUCUUUGCCGUAUCUUACCUAUAUAGACAUGUACAUAAAUGAACUCUCCGGCGGUAUUCCACCUCAAGUUGGCCUUUUGACCAACCUCACCUACCUUGACCUCUCCUUUAACCAAUUAUCCGGGCAAAUACCGCGGGAGAUUGGGGAUCUCACAAAGCUUGAGGUGCUACACCUGAUUUCGAACAAGUUGAAUGGCUCUAUCCCUGACGAAAUUGACCGGUUGCGUUUGAUGAACGAGCUCGCCUUGUACUCGAACCAAUUGGAUGGAUCCCUUCCUUCUUCCUUGGGUAACUUGAGCAGCCUCGCUCGACUAUAUCUAUAUAACAAUUCAUUUUCCGGUUUUAUUCCUCUUGAAAUGGGAAAUUUGACCAACUUGGAGGAGAUUUACAUGGAUACCAACUUCCUAACAGGGCCAAUUCCUCCCGCGUUUGGGAAAUUGACAAAACUAAUGGAAUUGCACGUAUAUGAUAAUGAACUUACUGGUUCUAUCCCACCAGAGAUAGGGAACUUGAAUCUUCUUCGCCGACUCAGCCUGUACUACAACAAUCUUACUGGUUCAAUCCCCUCAACAUUAGGAAAUUUGACAGAGCUUACACUUCUUUCUCUGUAUGGCAACCAGCUUUCUGGUAUCAUUCCUGAUGAGUUAGGAAACCUUCGAGCUAUGAUCGAUUUCGAGCUGAGUAUGAAUCAGCUCACUGGUCCUGUUCCUUCUUCUCUGGGCAAUAUGACAGACCUGAAAUAUUUAUACCUCCGUGAGAACCAACUUUCCGGUUCAGUUCCUGAAUUCCUUGGGGAUUUGACAAACCUGGUGGUGCUACAAUUGGAUACAAACCAGUUCACCGGUUUCAUGCCAGAUAACUUGUGCCGAGGUGGAUCACUGCGUAACCUCACCAUGGCCGGCAACAACCUCACAGGUUCCAUACCCAGAAGCUUGAGAAAUUGCACGAGCUUACUCAGGGUACGCCUCGAGGAGAACCAACUCACUGGAAAUCUUUCCGAUGUUUUCGGCGUCUACCCAAACUUGGACUUCAUGGAUUUGAGUUUCAACAAGUUUUACGGGGAAAUCUCGGUUAAUUGGGGAAGUUGUCCGCGUUUGAGGGAUCUACGAAUUGCUGGGAACAACAUGACCGGUACCUUGCCUCCUGAGAUCGGAAAUGCGACUGAACUACAAGGACUCGAUCUUUCUUCCAAUGGUUUAGUCGGUGAGAUUCCAAAGGAACUCGGGAAAUUGACCUCUUUGGUGAGGUUGAACUUGAGCAGGAAUCAACUUUCUGGCAUAAGUCCCGACUUCGUUUCACUAUCUGGUCUUCAAAGAGUGGAUUUGUCCAGGAAUAGAUUAAGCAUGUCUAUCCCAGAGAGAAUCGGGCAGUUGGCAGACUUAGUCCUCCUGGAUUUGAGCAACAACCGGUUAAGCCAAGAAAUUCCUGGCCAGAUAGGGAUGCUGACUCACUUAUCUGAGCUAGACUUGAACAAUAACUCAUUGAUCGGUGAGAUUCCAGCACAACUCAGCAAUCUGCAAAGUUUAGUGAAACUUGACCUCUCACACAACAGUCUUUCUGGCCCUAUAUACGCCGUUUUCAAGGAUAUGCCAGGUUUGGCAACAAUUGACAUAUCCUACAAUGAGUUCCAGGGUCCAGUUCCAAACACCACGGCAUUCCAAGAUGCUCCAACAGAAGCAUUACAAGGUAACGCUGGAUUAUGUGGAAAUGUUGAUGGACUUCAGCCUUGUGAUCAAUCGGCGCCACUGAAGAAGAAGAAGAACUCCAAUACUGAUAAGAAAGUUUUUCUCAUUGUUUUCCUCGUACUUGGAGCAUUUAUCCUGUUUUCUUUCGUCGGAGUAUACUACAUUUUGCAUAGAAGAAAGAACCGCCGACAAGCAGAGCCAGCGAGAGAGAGAGAGAAAUUGGUUUCUAUAUCUACUUACGAUGGGAGGAUAUUGUACGAAGAAAUCAUCGAAGCGACUGAGAAUUUUAAUGACAGAUACUGCAUUGGAGUUGGAGGAUAUGGAAGAGUCUUCAGAGCAAAGCUAAGAUCAGGCGUUGCGGUGGCUGUGAAGAAGCUUCAUCAGAUGUCCGAUAGCGGGCAAACGAAUCAGAAGGAGUUUCAGAGUGAGAUAAGGGCAUUGACGGAAAUACGACACCGCAACAUCGUGAGACUCCACGGCUUCUGUUCACAUCCCCAGCACUCGUUCUUGGUGUACGAGUAUCUGGAAAGAGGAGACCUGUCUGCAACCCUGAGCGACGAUGGCGACGCGAAAGAGUUGGGUUGGGAUAGGAGGGCCAAUAUUGUUAAAGGCAUAGCUCAUGCUCUGUCUUACAUGCACCAUGACUGUGUGCCACCUAUUGUUCACCGAGACAUAUCAAGCAACAACAUCUUGCUUGAUUAUGAGUGCGAGGCCCGUGUUUCCGACUUUGGUACAGCCAAGCUUCUCAAGCUAGACACGUCGAAUUGGAGCGCUGUCGCUGGGACAUACGGAUACGUCGCCCCAGAGCUAGCUUACACAAUGAAGGUGACCGAGAAAUGCGAUGUGUACAGCUUCGGGGUCGUGGCGAUAGAGGUGAUCCAUGGAAAACAUCCGGGUGAAACCAUCUCAUCCCUCUUAGCUGCAUCGGAUAAGGAGAUUGCAACAAUCCUGAAAAAUAUGCUGGAUUCGCGCCUACCAGCCCCAAUGCCCGGCCUUCAGGAUGAACUUCUAGUCAUCUUCAAGCUCGCAAUUGCUUGUUUAUCCACCAAUCCACGACUCAGGCCGUCGAUGAACAUGGUUUCUCAGAUGCUAUCGGCAUGUUCAGCCGCUCACUGAUGUGGUCAUUGUCCCCAGUAAUAGGUUAAUGCAAGAGGAACUAUAGCUUCUAGCAAUUGAAUUGAUCAUCUCUAAUGGUGCCUUUUAUCUUCAUAGAUGACUGUAGUAUGGGGAAGUGAGCUUGUAAUAAUACAUGACAGGCGAAUACUCAGAAGCUACAAGUUGUGGCAAUGAUUACUAUAUUACAAGCCU